AUGUCGAUGGAUCUGGAUGCUCCGGUGUCUAUGCAACCGGUCGAGUUUCAUCCUCAACAACAAGCCGCAACGAUUCUUUGCUGCAACUGUGGCGCCCCUAUAGAUGGAACAACUGCUGCCGGUGCACUGUGUGAAGACUGUGUUAAACUCACGAUCGAUAUUUCAGAGGGUGUUCAACGAGAAGCCACUUUACACUGCUGCAAAGACUGUGAACGCUGGCUGCAACCCCCCGCCCAGUGGAUCAGUGCGGCCCUAGAAUCGCGAGAACUCCUUGCCCUAUGUCUGCGUAAACUGAGGGGUCUUGCAAAAGUUCGGAUUAUAGAUGCUGGAUUUAUUUGGACUGAGCCACAUUCAAAACGACUUAGGGUCAAAAUCACCAUUCAACAAGAAGCUUUUCAGGGCACAAUAUUACAACAAGCGUUUGAGGUCGAGUAUGUGGUUGCUUCGCAGCAAUGCCCCGAAUGCGCCAAAUCCUAUACGGUCAACACAUGGCGUGCAUCGGUCCAAGUCAGACAAAAAGUGCCUCAUAAGCGAACCUUUCUUUACCUUGAACAGCUCAUCCUCAAGCACGGGGCGCACAAAGACACAAUAAAUAUAAAGGAAGUGAAGGAUGGUUUAGACUUUUACUUUUCUGCGCGGAAUCAUGCCGAAAAGAUGGUUGAUUUUUUGGCAUCCGUUGCCCCAAUAAGAGUGAAGAAGUCACAACAAUUGAUUUCUAUGGAUGUGCACACUUCUUCAAAGUCUUACAAGAUCACAUUUUCUGCGGAAUUGAUACCAAUUUGCAAAGAUGACCUCGUAGCACUACCGAUUAAACUUGCUAGGUCUCUUGGGAACAUAUCUCCACUCACUCUUUGCUACCGGGUUGGCACAUCCAUCAACCUCUUGGAUCCUGCAACUCUUCAGACUGCUGAUAUCCCUGCUCCUAUCUAUUGGAGAUCACCCUUUGCGAACCUUGCUGAUAUCCAAGAACUUGUUGAAUACGUUGUCAUGGAUAUAGAAGCUAUUGGCCAAACCAGCGGUCGGUACCAUCUGGCCGAAGCGACCGUCGCUAGAUCUUCCGACUUGGGUGUGAAUGAUACAACAUAUUUCGCUCGCACACACCUCGGUGGCGUUCUACACCCUGGAGACACUGUCAUGGGCUACCACCUGACCGGAACCAAUUUUAACAAUGCCAAUUUUGAAGAAAUAGAAGCAAGUAAUACUUACGGUUCUACCAUUCCUGAUGUGAUAUUGGUCAAGAAACAUUACCCAAGGAAGAAAAAGAAUAAAAACCGUAACUGGCGCCUAAAACGUUUGGAUAGGGAAGAGGAAGAUGAACGACCUUCAAAGAAGCAAAGCCAUAACCGAUUGGAAGAUGACUUUGAGUUGUUUUUGCGUGAUGUUGAAGAGGAUGCUGAAUUACGAAGCACUUUGGCACUUUACAAAGCAAAACAUAGUCAGAAGCCGAAGAAUGUGGAGACCGAUGCCAUGGAUAUGGUGGAAGAGGAAGAAGAAGAAGAUGACGAUGAGGUUCCAAAGAUUGACGUGGACGAACUACUGGAAGAUUUUGAGGAUCUCAACAUGAGCGAAUAA
Molecule: messenger RNA, 1572 nt
Organism: Microsporum canis CBS 113480
Lineage: Eukaryota; Fungi; Ascomycota; Eurotiomycetes; Onygenales; Arthrodermataceae
Product: 60S ribosomal export protein NMD3
Exons: 2
Coding region: 1-1572 (523 amino acids)
Biological process (GO): ribosomal large subunit export from nucleus
Cellular component (GO): nucleus; cytoplasm
Molecular function (GO): ribosomal large subunit binding
Source: RefSeq, a predicted model, not a curated record